Messenger RNA from Ostrea edulis (European flat oyster), 837 nucleotides. Its product is annotated as active regulator of SIRT1-like. Gene Ontology annotation, cellular component: nucleolus. Gene Ontology annotation, molecular function: enzyme binding. The record is from RefSeq and is a predicted model, not a curated record. Lineage: Eukaryota; Metazoa; Mollusca; Bivalvia; Ostreida; Ostreidae. The coding region runs from base 185 to 622 and encodes 145 amino acids. The transcript has 4 exons.
ACGGAACGACAUACUACAUUUAGGAAUCGGGUUCGAGAUGCCGUAUGGGUAUUCACAUGCGGAAUCUUUAUAACUAUGUAAUUUGUAGAUCUAGAUGUAAGUUGGACAGUGACAGAAGACUUGGGAAGUCACAUAACUCAACUUACUGAGUCUAUAUACAUGUAGUAAAGUUCAAAUUACACAAAUGGCUUCGUCUAUAUUACGAAAAAGCUUACAACUUUUUGAAGAAGAGCCACUGAAAGAGAAAGGUAUUUCUAAAGAGAAAAGAAAGCGUUCUGUAAAAGAUGACACCACAGAUGACUCUUCUAAGCGAGGUGUAAAAAAGCGGAAGAGGAAACACUUCAUCAGUAAAGUGAAGACAAAACUGUCACGGGAAUCUGCCCUAGAGACCUACAACAAAACUAAAUCCAUGGACCACACUGAAGAUUCUCUGUAUUACAUCAACAUGAUUUCAAACAUUGGAGGAAAACCCGAUUCAAAGGCAGUAACUACAAUUUUGGAACACAACAGAAGAAGGUCGACAAAGAGUGAUAAGAAAACGGAAACCAAAUCAGAGCAGACUCAGUCCAUCUUCAGUGAGAAAGACUUUGAAAAUUUCAGGAAAGAGUAUUUAAAUUCAUGACACUUAGGAUUUUACAUGUACAUGGUUUUUUUCUGUUGUGAACUGUGGAAUAUGUACAUUAAUUCAUAUGUAAUGUAUGAGAAAUUACAUGAAAUUGAUAUACAAUUUUUGUAAUUGAUUUCAUAGUAUUUUAAAUGGGAGAUUUCCUUUUUCACAACUGUCAUGUUUUUGUGUGUGCAAGUAAAAUAUGAGUAAAAUAAACACAACUAAAUGAA